Messenger RNA from Callithrix jacchus (white-tufted-ear marmoset), 1615 nucleotides. Lineage: Eukaryota; Metazoa; Chordata; Mammalia; Primates; Cebidae. The record is from RefSeq and is a predicted model, not a curated record.
GUCGGUAGAGGCAGGAGGAGGAGGUCGGGUUGUAGAAGCUGGAGUGGCCGGCAGCGCGCUCAUCGGUUCUCGUGGGCUUUGUAGGUCCGUGCCUAGUCUCUCCCUGGAAAGGGGGGGGGAGGCUUCGACGUCAAGAGGGAGCCGCUGCCGCCGUAGUUCCGAGCUUGAAGUCGCCAGGACUUCUCUCAAACUUGUGUGCUGAGGAGACUCAGAUGUGGGCCUCAGCUCCUAGGGUGAACUCAGCAGAUCGGCCCAUGAAAACUUCUGUAUUGAGACAAAGGAAAGGAUCUGUCAGAAAGCAACACUUGUUAUCUUGGGCUUGGCAGCAAGGAAGAGGACAGGUAUUGGAAAUCCUGCGAUCUGAAAAGCAGACUGAAAGGUGACAAAGAAGCUGAAGAUGGGUGGUGGAGAGAGGUAUAACAUUCCAGCGUCUCAAUCUAGAAAUGUUAGUAAGAACCAACAACAGCUUAACAGACAGAAGACCAAGGAUCAGAAUUCCCAGAUGAAGAUUGUUCAUAAGAAAAAAGAAAGAGGACAUGGUUAUAACUCAUCAGCAGCUGUGUGGCAGGCCAUGCAAAACGGGGGAAAGAACAAAAAUUUUCCAAAUAAUCAAAGUUGGAACUCUAGUUUAUCAGGUCCCAGCUUACUUUUUAAAUCUCAAGCUAAUCAGAACUAUGCUGGUGCCAAAUUUAGUGAGCCGCCAUCACCAAGUGUUCUUCCCAAACCACCAAGCCACUGGGUCCCUGUUUCCUUUAAUCCUUCAGACAAGGAAAUAAUGACAUUUCAACUUAAAACCUUACUUAAAGUACAGGUAUAAAAUAAGACAAAGUACUUACGCUUAAAUUUAGUUAUGUUUAUGGAUAGUUGUCAACUGGUCUGAAACAAAUUCGCCAGGGAGUUAAUCUAUUUGUGUAGAACUGCUAAUUAAUGUAAAAAAUAUAGACUGCAUCUCACGUAUGUGUGUGUGCACUGUGAUGUAAUGGUAGUAUCAGUGCAACUUAAAACUAAAUAAUUGUACUUGAUAUUAAGUGUUCUCAACUGAGUAACUUUUAAGGGGAAACCAGCCAAGUUUAGAUUUGGGGAGUGGUAAAGGAAUCAGCUUUUUCUAUUGUUAGGGGAAGAUAGUAAUUUAUCAUUCAUGGACCAGAUUGUUGUGUUGGUGAAUCAGAUUCAGAAUUAGGUAAAUAUCUGCAAGUUUAGUAUACUGGAAACACCCACAUCAGUAAUAUGCUAACAAUCUGAUGCACUGCUGAAAGAAAAUGUGAAUUUUUCUUAAUAAUUGUAUUUUAGUGAAUUAUACAGUGGGUGGAAAGGGCAUUUGGAGCUCAUUAGAAUUAGACAUAGUACACCCCAAUGGCCCUGUUUAUUAAAUGUAGUGGAUUAAGUGUCUGCCAACAAAUACACCAAAAGCAUUUUUUAACAGUAUUUAAUGGUCACUCAGUAGCUUUCAAAAUACAUUUUUGUAUUACAGCACUGCACAGGCUAUUAUAAUAGUGAUCUGGCCUCAUCAUUCCUGCAAAGCUGGCUUUCGGGAGCUGUAUAAUGUGAAAAUUUUAAGUACCUAGGGGAGAAAGAGCCAUGUAAAUACCUGUAAUGAACUUGUAGCAUAUGUAAA